UUUUUUUUUCUGAACGUUUUAAGUACGUUUUUACACUAUGGAUGAACACAAAGCGUAAAGACUUUUAUUUUGAAAUCAACGGGUAUCAGAGAGAAAGUAGCAGGGCAGAAGUUUUAAUAUUGUGAUGUUUUGAGCAGUAGACUUGUGUAGAGCAGUUUUAGCGCAGUAGACGGAAUACCUGUGAGUUCGUGGAGGGUUUAACUUUAGUAUUUGAGCUUCAGAGCUGCUUUUAAUUUGUCGGUUACGCGCGGAGGAGCAGUUAGCGGGGACUGGCUGCUGAACUCGGCGCCAAAUAAGAGCAGAGCUCAGCCUAAGAGCGAACGAACGGAGAGUUAACGCUAACUACCAGAGCCCGACAUGAAGCCGCUCAGGAGGACGGAGUGAAGCCGUCCGGACUCUCCCUAUGAAUCUGCAGCGGGAGUAAAGACUGUUCCCUGCGGCUAGAGAAGAAAAGCGCGGGCGAGCGGAUGCGGGCAAUAUGGAGGCCUGCACAGCCAGCAUCUGGCCCCGCAUGGAGCCCUUCCUGCUCGGGGCGCUUCAGGUGGCCCCUCCGAGCAAACUGAGCAUGCACUACCUGCGCAAGAUGGCCUGCUAUGUGCGCACUCGGGAGGGCUGCUUCCCGCAGCUGAGCUGGCACAUGUGGCGCCACAUUGCCUGUGGAAAGCUGCAGCUGGCUGAGGAGCUGGCAUGGCUGUAUUUUGAGACCUUCGACCUUCUGGUGCCGCGGGCUCCCGAGGAGAAGCUGGAGUGGGCCGAGGCGCUCUCUCAGAGUCAGUCUCCACGCGAGCUGGACCGGCAGCGCAGCAAGCUGUGUGUGGACACUCUGCAGUUCCUGCUCUUUCUGUACAUGCAGCAGCUGAACCGUGUCUCUCUGCGCACCUCAAUGAUUGGUGAAGAGUGGCCCAGCCCCCGCUCUCGCUCAUCCUCCUUGACCUCAGAGAGAGAGACCAAAACCAGCUCUUCAAACAAGAACUGGGAUGACCAGGCUCAUGUGACAUUCGUUCAGACGCACCUGUCUGAGCUGUUGGAGCUUCUGUCAGAGCCGGGCGAGGUGAGCAGCUCAGGUCAGGUGCUGCGGGACAGCCAGCUGCCGUUCGAGGCCGUUCAGGCCCUGAGUCUGCUGUUAGAGGGCUCCACCAGCCGCGGCCGCACCGUGCACCCAAUCCACCGGCUGCUGAGCCGUGCACCCCUUCAGAGCCAGGCAGGAUACUCCAAAACUAGCCACACAUUCUCACUGCAACUGCUUCAGAACUGGCUACGCCAGACCCUCACCCUCAACCCCUUCGGCAUUUCCACCUGCCUGCGCUCGGGCAAGAAGCUGGCCUGGGCCCUGCAAGUGGAGGGUGCCAUGAAGAGGGUCAAGAUAGCUAGGAACACUCACACGGCCGUGCCAGGCAGCAAGGUGGUGGUGAUGUCUCAAGUUUACAAACAGACUCUAGCCAAAGACUCUGAGAAGCUGUCCGGUGCUAAUGUUAAACUGCACCGCUGUAGUGAGGCUUUCAUCUACCUGCUGUCUCCUCUCAGGUCAGUGACUCUGGACAAGUGUCGUAACAGCACGGUGGUUCUUGGGCCGGUAGAAACCAAUGUCCACGUGCAGAGCUGUGAGAAUGUGCGGCUGGUAUGCGUGACCGCCCGUCUGGUCAUUGGUGCGUCCUCCCACUGCACCGUCCACGCUCUCACCCCUACACGCCCGCUCCUGCUGCCUGGCAACACAGCCCUCACCCUGGGACCUUUCCACACGCACUACCCGACCCUGGAGGAUCACAUGGCCAGCGUGGGCCUUGCUGUCGUGCCUAAUCUGUGGGACCUGCCGUUGCUGUACGGGCCGGAUGGGCCGGCUCCUGACCCGUCCUGCUACCGCAUCUUGCCACCAGAGGAGUUCUUACUCAUGGUGGUGCCCUUCCAGAGUGAGGGGGACACCUGUGAGGUGCCAGGGGGGCUGCCUGCAGCAUACCAGCAGGCUGUGGAGGCCCGUGAGAGAAGUGUGCAGGAGUGGCAGAGAACGGUGAAGGAUGCGCACCUAAAUAAGGAGCAGCGGCGGCAAUUCCAGGCCCUGGUAGAGCAGAAGUUUCAUGAAUGGCUGCUGGAGACGGGGCAGAGGCAGGAGCUGGACAGCUUAGUGCCCCCAACAGUUGCUCAGGCCAACUCCACUGACUGCUCACAGUCUUCCUGCAGCUCUGAGCCUUCACUUCAGCACCAGAAGGACCAGGUGUCCCGACAGGCUGCAGCGGGACGGACAUCCACAGUUUGCUGAGAAGAGAAUACGGUCUUUAAUGGACACUGUUGCUAUUAUUAUAGAAAUUCGCCUAGUUGACCUCAGCUGUUUGCCUUUGCCUUGGCUCCUCGCUGGGGCAGGUUUUUUUUCCCCCUGACUUCUUGUUCCAGAAUCAGCACUGUGGCAUACGGCAGACUGUGGAUACUGAAGUCGUACAAUACUCAGGACUCUGCAUGAAUGUUUGAAUGAGUAUAAAUGCUGGAAAUGUCGAAAAAUCGAGCUCUGUAAGAGAAAUAUAAAUGCUGGAUGCGUAGCAAGACAAUAUGUCUGAUAUGCAUUAUUCCCUCUGAUGCCUUCGUAGUCUAAUGGUACUUGAGUGCUGUGAUCACCUCUAAGAGGAUGACUGCUUUGUUGGUUAACACUGUAUUAGUUACCAGGGUAAAAAUAAGGGAUCCUUCUAUGCUGCAGUGAAUGAGACCAGAGAAGAGUACUGUUUUUAUCUGCAAAUAUGAAUGAAUUUGGUUCAACAACUCACCUGUGACCCACCCCGUUCAGUCUGUAACAUUUAGGUAACAUUUAGGUAGCACUAUUUAUUUGAUCUAAUGAUGAUUUUUGCUUUGCAUUGUUGAGUUAGAAUUCUGUUAGCUCAGAUCUGGUGUAAUUAUUUUCUUCUUGUUGUUGUGUAAUUGAGUUGACAUUAGCACGGCAGCUAAUGUCGCUGUUCUUUCCAGUCUGCUAAGAUUUGAUUAGCUGCAGCAACAUGGCUCGCCUCAGUAGUGUAGAAUUUUAAGUUGACGUUGACGUUAGCACGGCAGCUAAUGUCGCUGUCCUUUCCGGUCCAUUUUAUUAUGAACCGCCUCGAAGUGUAGAAUUUUGAGAUGAACAAGCGCGUAGUGUGUCAGCUAGGGUCGUAAUAAUUGAAAAAUGUAUUUAAAUUAUUCCAAUUUGCAUACUGUUAAACAUUUAAUGUGUUCAUUGUCUGUUUAUUAGAGCUUGUCGCACAAAGUUUGAAACAAAAGCUGUGUGUUACUGAACGUUCUAGACGCAAGAUAAGCUUGGCUGAUCUCAAAAUGAUGUGGGCAAUAUGGCUGACAUUUUAUAGGUUAAACUUAAAUCCCAUUAACCUGUGCUAAUUAAAAAAUUAAUUAUGCUUGUAAUUAAAUAUGCAGUUGCUGAAUUGUUCGGAAAAAACAUAGAAAAACAUAUUGGGAUGUAGUUUAUUACAGUCGAAAUAAAUAUUUCCAGCUUUACAAUAAAUAGUAGUAGGAUAGUGGUUACAUUUUUAGCAAUUCUGAAGCUUUUCCAGUUUGACGAACACUUGCGACAAGUGUACGCAUCAGUAAAUUGCGUGUGGGUGGGUCGGUUGUCUUUACGACGUUGCCUUUGGCAUUGGAUUAUAUUUAUAUUUAUACUGAAGGAAAUGUUCACAUACUUGUAGAGCUUCUUGUAGCACUCUUCCUGCAUACUUGACACCCAUGAGCUUGAAUUAGCCUUUCUGUCCUUGUUCUGUGGCCAGUAUGAAUUGAAAUGGAUCCCUGCUGUAGUCUAGUUGUACACGAUGCCUUAUUCUGUAGCUGCACUUUAAUGAUCCCCAAAAGUGCUACUUAUUAGCUUUUACCCGAGAUACUCUCAGUCCUGGUCCUGGAGGUAUCCUGCACUUGUUGGUCCCCCUGCUCUCACUGCAAAAAAUUAUAUCUUGGGAAAAUGAAAUCGUAAUAAAUAUAUAUAUAUAUACAGUACAGGCCAAACGUUUGGACACACCUUCUCUUUUUUUUAUGUUUUCAUGACUAUUUACAUUGUAAAUUCUCACUGAAGGCAUUAAAAACUAUGAAUAAAUACAUGUGGAGUUUUAUGUACUUAACGAAAAAUGACCUGUUCUCCACAGUCACCAGACCUGAACCCAGUCCAGAUGGUUUGGGGUGAGCUGGACCGCAGAGUGAAGGCAAAGGGGCAACAAGUGCUAAACACCUCUUUGCUCUUUGAUUACUGGUUUGCACACUCCUGAAUUUUUUUUUUCUUUUUUUUUUUUAAACAGUCUUGAAGGAGUUACCAGAGGUGUUUAGCACUUGUUGCUCCUUUGCCUUCUUCACUCUGCGGUCCAGCUCACCCCAAACCAUCUGGAUUGGGUUCAGGUCCGGUGACUGUGGAGGCCAGGUCAUUUUUGUUUAAGUACAUAAAACUUCACAUGCAUUCAUUUAUAGUUUUAAUGCCUUCAGUGAGAAUUUAUAAUGUAAAUAGUCAUGAAAAUAAAGAAAACGCAUUGAAUGAGAAGGUGUGUCCAAACUUUUGGCCUGUACUGUAUAAUAAAUAGAGUCUGAAUCUUUUGUGCUUUGAGAUUAUUAAAGGAAUAUUAUAAAAAUGCAACUUCUUUUUCUGAGUAAUUUUAUAGUUUUGUUUUACUAGCUGAUUCAUUUGCUUAUUUCAAGAUGAAUGAUACAGAAUAAGACAGUUUUUGUUCGCUAAAAUGGGUAUAAAGUUAAAUAAUCUUGUAAUAUUCUCACAAGAUCAAAAAAGAUUAAAAUAAGUAUUUAGAUUAUAUAUUUUGUCUUAAUAAUAAUAAAAAAAGUUAAAUUUCACCGAUUUCAGUAAGAUAUCAUUUGAUACCAUGCACUGUGAACUUAUCUUUUUCAGUAUGCAGGGAUAAUAUUAGACUCCAGAUGCAGAUUUGAGAAUCUGCUGCUGUAGAAUUUUUUUUCUUUCCACUGGUUUCUGUGAUCAAUAUGCAACACCGCAUUAAAGGGUCUUCUUCAUUUUUUUGUAGAUGUUCCUCAUUGUUUUCUGCAUAUUGUUUACUUUUAUUUGUAUUCAAGAGUACAAAUAAAUCCAGCGGACUUCCAGUAGAGCACCGUAUUGUAUUAUGUGUCAUUUAAGGGAACAGAUUUAGUGUGAAAACAAUAAAAAAAAUGCUUUGUCUUCUGUA
Molecule: messenger RNA, 5135 nt
Organism: Astyanax mexicanus (Mexican tetra)
Lineage: Eukaryota; Metazoa; Chordata; Actinopteri; Characiformes; Acestrorhamphidae
Gene: tbccd1
Product: TBCC domain containing 1
Exons: 7
Coding region: 479-2254 (591 amino acids)
Biological process (GO): maintenance of centrosome location; maintenance of Golgi location
Cellular component (GO): spindle pole centrosome
Source: RefSeq, a predicted model, not a curated record